CCCCCACCCGGACCCACAGCACGAACGCAUAAGGAAGAUGAACUCGUUCUGGCUUCCAGCAAGUGCUUUGUCUGAUUCUGAGUAAAAGUGAAACUUGUUAUGUAACAGCAACAGCCCUAUAAAUAUCCUGGUUCAAACCCCAGCAGCCCGGGAGGACGCUGCAGAGGCUGGAGGGAGCUCGGAGGCUACAAAAAAGCACCCGCUUGUCCUGCAAACUGCGGCGGCAGCACAGAGAAAUUCCGUGAGAUACUGAGUGCUGACGUGGGGCUAUACCCUUUAACAGAUAAAAUGUCUGACCAGGCAACUCCCCCUGCUGCAUCUGGAAGGAAUAGAGCAGAAUCUGAUCUGAGAAUCGUCCUUGUUGGUAAAACUGGAGCUGGGAAAAGUGCAACAGGAAACACCAUUCUUGGUGCUAAAAAAUUUAUUUCAAAAAUCUCAUCAUCUUCAGUUACAAUGCAGUGUGAAAGACAGGCAGUGUUCAUUGAUGGGAGGAAAAUUACAGUGGUCGAUACUCCUGGCCUUUUUGACACUUACGCACGUAACAAAGAGACUUCCAAAGAAAUAGGUGAGUCUGUUAAACUCCUCUCUCCAGGAAUCCAUGCCAUUAUUCAUGUCAUGCAGCUGGGUCGCUUCACCCAAGAAGAAAAGGAUGUGGCUAAGGAAAUAGAAAAGAUUUUCAGGUUCGAAGCAAAGAAUUACAUGAUCUUCCUGUUCACCCGAAAAGAAGAUUUAGAGGAGAGAACACUGGAAGCGUUCCUAGCAAAUGGCGAUAAACAGCUUUGGAGUCUGAUUCAGACUUGUGGAAACCGACGCCUCGCUUUCAACAACAGAGCCGAAGGAAAUGAACAGUCUGCUCAGGUGUCUGAGUUGCUUGCAAUGAUUGAUGACAUAGUGCGUAGAAACGGUGAACAGCCCUGUUAUACUGAAGGAAUGUUUAAGAAGGACAAGUCACUCUUAGAACGCUUUUGUGCUAUACUCUAAUCGAUAAUGAUCUUCUGAGACAGGGGUUUGUUGUACUUUUACCAUUUUAGAAGGGGGUUUGGAACACUUGUUUUAAUGCCAAGGCUUUUAUUGGUAUUAAAAUCUUCGACACUGAGAUUAAAAUAACAUAUUUACAUUUCCCUGAAUUGUAUCACUAAUUUCAUCUUGGAUAGCAAAACCUGAAAGAAUUUUAAAUCAAAUUUAAUUUUCAUCAUUUUAUGGUUGUACUUUUUAUCUUUCUCUCUGCUUCAGCGGUGAAACCAGACCAGUCAGUUCCCUUUGUUUGUUCUCGUGUGGUUCUCAUUCACCAGCACGAUGCUGUCUGUCUGGAUUUCCAGACACAUAGUGGAAUGAAAUCCCUCUGCCCCUGUUUUUCAGUGAAAUAACAGUUACACUCAUGGAAACGUGAGGUUUGUGACUCCUCCAACUUGAACUAAAUUUUCAAAAGUGUAAAAUUGCUGCAGGCUCCACAUUCUGGGGGUGUU
Trachemys scripta elegans is the source of this 1466-nucleotide messenger RNA. RefSeq names its product GTPase IMAP family member 4-like. The coding region runs from base 289 to 981 and encodes 230 amino acids. The record is from RefSeq and is a predicted model, not a curated record. The transcript has 3 exons. Gene Ontology annotation, molecular function: GTP binding. Lineage: Eukaryota; Metazoa; Chordata; Testudines; Emydidae.